Molecule: messenger RNA, 1422 nt
Organism: Talaromyces amestolkiae
Lineage: Eukaryota; Fungi; Ascomycota; Eurotiomycetes; Eurotiales; Trichocomaceae
Exons: 2
Coding region: 1-1422 (473 amino acids)
Source: RefSeq, a predicted model, not a curated record
AUGGCACGCGAAGAGAAAAAGGCUUUGAAUCGCCCCUCGUCGCGUAAGCUUGUACGGUGGAAUGAUGAUCUCGAUGAGCUACUUCUCCUUACCAUCCAGUCUAUCUCCAACAAGGAAGGUAUAAGACUCCCUUGGACAGAAAUUGCCAUGUCUAUGGGCAACAAUGUCAGCGAAGGAGCAAUCGUUCAACACCUUGCCAAAUUGCGCGCCCGCCGUGUUGAGAAAAAGAAGCAGGUGCCUCCUCCUUUGCGUCGUGGUGGUGGUUAUACUGGUGCCUCCAAGACAUCAGAAGCUCCUGUGACACCUCAGUCUCCAAAGGAGAAAUCAGACGUGACGGAGCGUCGGGUAAACCAGCGCAGUCAGCCUAAGAUCAAGGUCGAGAAGCGUUCCGCUAGCAAGAUCACAGAUGUAUCUUCAGACAGCGAUGAAGAAUGGACGUCUGAUACUCCCAAGAACAAAAAAUCCAAACAGAAGCGCGCUCCGAAGAAACGCAAGACUACUCCAGUAGACCCUGAGCCUCCAGUCGAUUACGUCGUUAGUGAUGAUGAUGCCACAAAUGAGACUACCGAGUCAUCGCAAAGCGAUGGGAAGGUGGCUGUCGGUGCUGACUUUCUGGAAUUUUUGGGCGACGAUGACGAAGCAGAAGAGGAAGAUCGCGCAGUUACUCCUAGCGAGAACGAAGAUCAAGCCUACACACAACAGUCAUUGGUUGUCAAACUCAAGCUUGGUACUGACAACAUGUGUCGUCUAAAGUACAAGGGCACAGGUGUAUUUCAAGACAGGAACCCUGAACAACGCUGGGAGAUACCUCCACCUGGGCCAAACGGUGAAUCAUGGGGCUUCAGCAGGGACUAUUAUGGACCGAUUCCUCAGUCCGCUCAACAUUCCCAUAAUCCCGGUCUUCUCCGGGGAGAGUGGCCACGCGAAGUCGCCAUGAGACAGUAUGAAGCACCGCAAGCAGUGACAUGGUCACACGAGACCUACCAUCCAGACCCGAGACUUGUGCAUCCUGCCUUGUUCCUGGAGGACCCAAACUGCGAACCCCAGUUGCAGUUUCAUCGCAAGCUGCGCACUGCAGAAGAAAGUGAUCCUGUAGCUCGAGCUCUCGACCAAACAAGCCCAGCGUAUCAAGCGUACGCCACCACACACCGUGAGCUUCCAACAUACCGCGACUCGAGCUGGACAACAACCACAGCACAGCCGGCCCAGCAUCUUUCUCUUCGCGAUUCGGGUUAUGCCAGUGAUUUCGACACUACUCGACCACAUACCGAAAUGAAAUUGGAUACCCGUCAGCUUUUGGAUACCAGGCAACUCCCUGGAACAAGUGAUGAUGAGCUGCCGCCUGGUAAGAUUUUUACUGAUGGCAUGGUUGACGAAACCCUCGUCUCAGAAGCAGCAACUGUAGACUGGUGGCAGCACUAA